AUGCAGCGCAAUCGAGAUAGCGUGUUGGGUAGAAAAUCUGGCGCGGUGGGUGAUCUUACUCCAAAGAUUUGUUUGUUGUCCAACAGAGAAACCGAGAAAAACCUUGGGAUCGUCGACGUCAGUUUCUAUCUCUUGGGACGUGCAAGGGUACAAGGCAAACAGAAUGGAAUCGCGACCGACGUGCUCAUUACUGUCACACCCACACCGCCUACUCGCGGGAGGACAAAAGGGACUCGUCAAGAGAAGAGAAAGAAAGCAGAGUGGAGGUCGGGACGUGUAGGCGUUGGUCCGAAGAUUCCCAGCUUCGCGAUAUCCGCUAAUGCGGAUGGUGGGUUCGUGGGUUCGUGGGCGAGCGAGCAAGGGAAUCUGGAGACGGAAAUCAGUGAGGUGGUGGAGGGGACCCUUUGCUGCCGCCGGAUCGUGGUGUUGAUGAUGGCACGGGGUGUAGAGCAGUGGCUAGGCCAGGCUGGUCUUGUGUCACCACUGGCUCUCCAGUUGGCCAGUGUCUCUGUCUCCAGAGACGGAAGCUCGCGGUAUCCUGCAGUGUUUGAGGCACGCGCCAGAGACUUUCCAGAGAAAGAACGCGUCGAUGCUCGAGAUGAAGAUCGAUCAGGUGCGCACUGCAACUCCGAGCUGGGCUGGGUAGUGGACCAGGAGCUGAGGCCUUUUGCCGGGGCGACGUUCCACUUGCCCCGGGUCGAGGGGGAAGAAACGCUGCGGACGGUUAGCUGGAUGUACCUCGUCAAGAGAAUCCCUGGUGGUAGUGGUAGUGGUAGGAGCAGGAGCAGGAGCAGGAGCAGGAGCAGGACUUGCAAUGAAUUGAUCGCUGUGAUGACUAUGAGAUUCCUAGGCCAAGAGUCGACGUCGACGUUGGAAACGAAGUUGAAAUUUGGGGUGACACGGAAGCUUAGGAUCGCCUCGGAACACCGCUGCACGUACAAGGAAGAUGCGGUAUGGGCAGGUUUCGGGAAACACACAGGCGUUGAAUCGAAUUGGAUCCUCGAUACCUAUCUAACAGAGAGGAUGAGUCUGGGGGCGGCAGAGGAAGAGGUAGAGGUGAAAAGUAGUGGCAAAGGUAGAGGCGGAGGCAGAGAUGGAGACAGAAGAGGUGAGGUCCCCACGGGAGUCGUUGGUGUUGAUUCGGGACUCGUUAUGGGUUGGUUAGUUGGUCGGUUUAGUUGGUUGGUUGAUCAGGGACCCAGAGGAAUGAAGGUAGUUUUGUUGGUUCGGCGAGAUGGGGGUGGGGAGGGGGGUGUGGGCUUUGGGAUGGGAUGGAAUUUUUCGACACGACCCAAGAGAGAUACAGAGCCGGAAAGGACCUGCAGAACAAGACAGGACAGGACAGGACAGGACAGAACGGGAUCCGACCAGCGAGAGGAGAGAGUACCAGGUCGUCAGGCCCGCAGGCCUGCAGUCCCAAAAUUCCUCCUGCGGCCAGGGGGUUUCGGGGGAACACUAGAGGCUGCACAACAAGAGUUGAAGCCCAUAUCCAUGUACGUAUCCAUGCACACUGCCCUGGCGCCCAUGGGCCCGAGGGCCCAAGGACGUGCAGGGAACGGCGCAGGGGAGGCUGGCUGGCCAGGAGAUUUGGGUGCCGGUGUGAGGUGGAAGGGGGGUGGAAGGGAGGUGGAAGGGAGGUCGAGGGCGAUGGCGAUGGCGAUGGCGACGGCGAUGGCGAUGGCGAGCUCAGGCACAGCAUGUUAUAGGUACAGGCUCAAGGUAAAAGAAGAAGAAGAAGAAGAACUCAUAGCGGGUACAGACAUACGAGGACAACUCGCUCGGGUCCAAGGGGAGGAUAGGGCAACGGGCAAGACUAUCGGUAUCGGGACCAUUCAAGCCAUUCAAGCGGAGUCCAUUCAAGCGGACUGGGCAGGGCAAGCAUAG
Molecule: messenger RNA, 1884 nt
Organism: Drepanopeziza brunnea f. sp. 'multigermtubi' MB_m1
Lineage: Eukaryota; Fungi; Ascomycota; Leotiomycetes; Helotiales; Drepanopezizaceae
Source: RefSeq, a predicted model, not a curated record